This is a messenger RNA of Heterocephalus glaber (naked mole-rat), 5522 nucleotides long. Lineage: Eukaryota; Metazoa; Chordata; Mammalia; Rodentia; Bathyergidae. The record is from RefSeq and is a predicted model, not a curated record.
CUGCGGCGCGGGUAAGAGGCGGCGGGAGCGCGCAGCUCGCAAUUGCGACCGCGGCCAGCCGGGAGCCCGGUCUCCGCGAUCCUCCCGCGCCCCGCGAUCCUCCCGAGCCCCGCGGUCUCUGCCCUGAGCCUCGCGAUCGCUGGCCGGGCCCAGGACGCAGAGGGGACUCUGGUUCCCCAGGCCGCGCCAGCCGUGCGUCCCCGGGGGAGGCCGAUGAGCGCCGGCAGCCGGCCCUGACGCCCACCGAGGACUAGGAGGGACCGAGCCGCGCCAACUGCGCCUGCGAACUCGCCAUGGGCCCUGUGCUGCGCCGGUGGCUGCUGCUGGGCGCCGUGACAGUGGGGCUCCUGGCCCACAGCGUCUUGGCGGGAGUGAAGAAGCUCGAUGUGCCCUGCGGAGGGAGAGACUGCAGCGGCGGCUGCCGGUGCUACCCUGAGAAAGGAGGCCGCGGUCUGCCGGGGCCAGCAGGUCUCCCAGGCUUCCACGGGCCACCAGGACUUCAAGGAUUCCCAGGGCUGCAAGGCCGCAAAGGUGACAAGGGCGAGCGAGGAGCUCCCGGGACGCCCGGGCCCAAAGGCGACGUGGGCCCCAGAGGCGUUUCUGGAUUCCCCGGAGCCAACGGGAUUCCGGGAUAUCCGGGCCAGGGUGGGCCCAGAGGGAGGCCGGGCUACGACGGCUGCAACGGGACCAGGGGUGACACAGGCCCGCAAGGCCCCUCCGGCUCGGAAGGCUUCCCUGGCACAUUCGGGCCCCCAGGACCCAAGGGGCAGAAAGGCGAACCUUAUGCACUGUCCAGAGAGGACCAAGACAGAUACAGGGGCGAACCCGGAGAGCCUGGGCUGGUUGGCUUCCAGGGCCCUCCCGGCCGCCCUGGGCCCAUGGGGCCAAUGGGUCCAGUCGGAGCCCCAGGAAGACCGGGCCCCCCCGGACCCCCCGGGCCGAAAGGAGAGCCGGGCAACAGAGGACUUGGUUUUUAUGGAGAAAAGGGGGAAAAGGGUGAUCAAGGCCAGCCGGGACCCAAUGGAAUCCCAUCGGACACCACUCACCCCAUCGUUGCUCCCACCGGCUCCACCAUCCACCCUGAUAUGUAUAAGGGUGAAAAGGGCAGUCAGGGAGAACCGGGGUUUAAAGGCAUUUCCUACAAGGGAGAAGAAGGGAUCAUGGGCUUUCCAGGAACACGGGGACCUCCUGGCCUAGAUGGGGAGCGUGGAUUCCCAGGACAGAAGGGAAGCAAAGGCCGGGACGGCUACCAAGGCCCCGACGGACCCCAGGGAUCCAAGGGAGAACUAGGCGAACCCGGCCCCCCAGGACCCCCAGCCUACUCGCCUCACCCCUCCCUGGCCAAAGGUGUCAGAGGGGACCCAGGAUUCCCGGGAGCUCACGGGGAGCCAGGAAGCAGGGGCGAGCCAGGAGACCCAGGCCUCCCAGGCCCACAAGGCCCCCCAGGCCUGCCCUCCGUGGACCAAGGUGACAGGACAGGCCGGCCCGGUGAGACAGGGCUCAAAGGCUUCACCGGAGACCGGGGCAUCCCUGCACGCUACCCCGGCCCGCCCGGCGCUGACGGAAGGCCAGGCCCUCCAGGACCCCCUGGGCCUGCUGGACCCCCAGGACCCGAUGGCUUCCUGUUCGGCCUCAAAGGAGCACAGGGGAGCCGGGGCUACGCCGGGCUUCCGGGCACCCCGGGGGUGAAUGGACAGAAAGGACGCAAAGGUGACCCUGGGAACUGCAAAUGUGCCGAAAGCGAUCAGUUCCCCGGGGGGCUUCCAGGACUGCCAGGUCUCAAGGGUUUCCCAGGUGCCAAUGGGAAGCCAGGCUGGAAAGGGGAGCCGGGAGACCCCGGCCAGCACGGCAUCCCUGGGUUCCCAGGGUUCAAGGGAGCCCCUGGCAGCAUCGGGGCACCGGGACCCAAGGGAGCGAAAGGCGACUCCAGGACUGUCACCACCAAAGGUGAGCGGGGACAGCCUGGCAUCCCUGGCGUGCACGGGAUGAAAGGUGACGACGGGAUCCCAGGCCGAGACGGCCUUGACGGCUUCCCUGGCCUCCCCGGGCCCCCCGGUGAUGGCAUCAGAGGCCCCCCAGGAGACUCUGGUCCCCCAGGAGCACCCGGAACCAAGGGCCCCCCGGGAGAGGUGGGCCCUCCGGGCCUGGGCAUGCUGGGCCGCGAGGGCGAGCAGGGUUUCCCAGGAGACGUGGGGCUACCCGGGUCCCCAGGCUUCCCCGGCCCUCCCGGCGCCCCUGGCAGCCCCGGAGAGCUAGACUGUGAAACAGGCGUGAAGAGCCCCACCGGGGGUGACACACAGGAGCCCGUGCAGCCAGGUUGCACUGGAGGCCCCAAGGGAUCGCCUGGCCUGCCUGGCCCCCCUGGGCCCCCAGGUGACAAAGGCCCCAGAGGGACCCCAGGAUUCCUGGGAGUGGAUGGACCACCGGGGCUCAAGGGCUUCCCUGGAGACCCUGGCCGAGAAGGAUUCCCAGGACCCCCAGGGUUCAUGGGACCCCGAGGAUCCAAGGGUGCUGUGGGCCUGCCCGGCCCCGAUGGACUCCAGGGCACCAGUGGCCUGCCAGGCCCUGCGGGGCCCCCUGGGGACAGGGGCAUUCCCGGAGAGGUUCUGGGGGCCCAGCCCGGGCCCCGAGGAGACACCGGGCUGCCUGGACACCCCGGGCGAAAAGGCCUCCCCGGAGAGCAAGGAGCCCCUGGAUUCCGAGGGAGCCAGGGGAUGCCCGGAAUGCCAGGGCCCAAGGGCCAGCUGGGCUUCCCAGGACCCUCGGGCCUCCCGGGACUGCCCGGACGUGCAGGACAGCAUGGAUUCCCAGGAGCUCCUGGCCCAGAGGGGCCCUUGGGGCUGCCUGGUGUCUCAGGCAGUGAAGGUCUGCCUGGAGACAGGGGGGACCCUGGCGACACGGGCACCCCCGGCCCUGUGGGCAUGAAAGGUCUCGCUGGGGACAGAGGUGACACCGGCCUGGUGGGCGACCAGGGCCGCCCAGGGGACCCCGGGUUUAAAGGGAUGGACGGGAUGCCGGGGAUCCCCGGGCUGAAAGGGAACCGUGGGGAGCCUGGCCCCCCGGGGCCCCCUCCUGCCAUCAUGCCAGGGAUGAAGUUCAUCAAGGGCGAGAAGGGUGACGAAGGGCCCAUGGGGCUGAAGGGGCACCUGGGCUUGAAAGGCCUGCAAGGCAUGCCAGGUGUCCCAGGACAGGCGGGUGUCCCAGGGCUGCCCGGAAGGCCUGGCCACAUCAAAGGCAUCAAAGGGGACAUCGGUGUGCCCGGCUCGCCUGGCCUGCCCGGCUUCCCCGGGGUGACCGGUCCACCUGGAGUCAUUGGGUUUCCGGGCUUCACAGGCUCACGGGGCGACAAGGGCGCUCCAGGAAGCUCGGGCCUGUAUGGCGAUGAUGGCCUGACCGGGGACUUCGGUGACAUUGGGGACACGAUCGAUUUACCAGGAAGCCCAGGCCUGAAGGGAGAGCGUGGCAUCGCGGGGACCCCAGGUCUGAAGGGAUUCUUCGGGGAGAGAGGAGCCCACGGCGAGGUCGGCUUCCCUGGCAUCACGGGCCUGGCCGGACCACAGGGCCAGCCUGGACUCAAAGGACAGACAGGCGCUGACAUGCCCGGAGACCCAGGCUUCCCCGGCCCCUCUGGGGACAGGGGCGACCCCGGAGAGCCCAACACCUUCCCAGGCUCCACGGGCGCCCCUGGACAGAAGGGGGAGCAGGGAGCCCCAGGGGAGCGAGGCCCAGCCGGGAGACCCGGGAUGCAAGGCUUCCCUGGCAUCAGCCCCCCCUCCAACAUCUCAGGGCUGCCGGGCGACGUGGGGUCACCGGGGAUCUUCGGCCUGAAAGGUUACCAAGGCCCCCAGGGGCCCCCGGGGCCGGCCGCCCUGCAGGGAAGCAAAGGAGACGCUGGGAGCGGGGGAGCCCCAGGAGUCGUGGGCACCAAAGGCUGGAUCGGGGACCAAGGGCCCCAGGGCCGGCCGGGUGUGUUCGGAGUCCCAGGAGAGAAAGGGCCCAGGGGUGAGCCCGGACUCAUGGGCAGCACAGGAUCCACCGGAGCUGUGGGCGACAGGGGCCCCAAGGGGCCCAAAGGAGACCAGGGAUUCCCCGGAGCCCCCGGCUUAGUGGGGUCUCCAGGGAUUGCCGGCAUCCCCCAGCGGAUCACCGCCCCGCCGGGGGCCAUGGGUCCCGAGGGCAGGAGGGGUCGUCCCGGGGCGCAGGGAGAGAUGGGGCCACAGGGCCCCCCCGGAGACCCAGGUUUCCGCGGGGUGCCAGGGAAGCCCGGGCCCCAGGGACGAGGUGGUGUGUCUGCUCUGCCCGGGUUCCGGGGAGACCCAGGAGCCGUGGGGCACCAGGGCCCGAUUGGCCAAGAAGGGGAGCCCGGCCGCCCAGGGAGCCCAGGGCUGCCCGGCAUGCCCGGCCGCAGCGUGAGCAUCGGCUACCUGCUGGUGAAGCACAGCCAGGCGGACCAGGAGCCCAUGUGCCCAGUGGGCAUGAACAAGCUGUGGAGCGGCUACAGCCUGCUGUACUUCGAGGGCCAGGAGAAGGCCCACAAUCAGGACCUCGGGCUGGCGGGCUCCUGCCUUGCACGCUUCAGCACCAUGCCCUUCCUCUACUGCAACCCCGGCGACGUCUGCUACUAUGCCAGCCGCAACGACAAGUCCUACUGGCUGUCCACCACCGCCCCGCUGCCCAUGAUGCCCGUGGCCGAGGACGACAUCAAGCCCUACAUCAGCCGCUGCUCCGUGUGCGAGGCGCCUGCCACCGCCAUCGCGGUGCACAGCCAGGACGUGUCCAUACCCCACUGCCCGGCCGGCUGGCGGAGCCUGUGGAUCGGGUAUUCCUUCCUCAUGCACACCGCAGCAGGGGACGAAGGCGGCGGCCAGUCCCUGAUGUCACCGGGCAGCUGUCUGGAGGACUUCCGUGCCACGCCGUUCAUCGAGUGCAACGGGGGCCGCGGGACCUGCCACUACUUCGCCAACAAGUACAGCUUCUGGCUGACCACCAUCCCCGACACCAGCUUCCAGGGCACACCGUCGGCCGACACGCUCAAGGCCGGCCUCAUCCGCACGCACAUCAGCCGCUGCCAGGUGUGCAUGAAGAACUUGUGAGCUGCGGGCCGCCGGCGUGGUGCUGCCCCUACCUCGGACGCCGGCCUGGCCCUGCCCUCCCAUCCCAAAUGAGUAACCCCAGCCUCGGAGCGGGACGCCUGGCCCGCAUGGACAACCACGCCGGCACAGGCCCCCGCGCUGCGGCUCCUGUGACCUCCACCUCUGGCUGGCUGACUGCAGACUUGCUGUCCCGGGUCCCCCAGGGCCCUGCGGUGGUGGCUGAGCUGUGUCCUGGGCGGCAAGGGCAGCCCUGUGCUCUCGCAGGUGCACCAGAGUCCACACUUCACAGGCCCACGCCUGACACACCUGCCAGGGGAAACGUGGCCUGCAUGGAUCUGGUCCCCCACCCCGUUCCCUGCAGCCAGCCACCCCCCUCUGCCCAUCCUGUGUAACAGCCUUAAAAUAAAAGUUGGUUUUAAACACGUCUAA